GGCAUGUAAAGUAGCCAACUCCUAGGAGUGUUGUUUGAUGUUAGAAAAUUCACUUGAUUGUGUUGGUCCACAAAUAGAAGAUAAACUUAAUUGAACUACCGGUGCUAUGGAUAAGCCAUUCAAUGAUCAAGAAAAUAAUGAUCCAAAUGUGCAACAAACAAAUGAGUUUUUUAGUGCCGCAAAGCUCAAGAAAAAAGAGGUUCCGUCAAAGAAUUUGAGGAGAAAGAAAAAUUGGCUUGACAAGUUAUUCAAGGGGAAGCGCAAGCCAACUAAAGUUUCCGCUUCCAAAAACAAAGGAGCAAAGCAAGAAAAGAAACAUGAUGGUGUAGAGUCUCAAGUAGGAGCGGAGAAGAAAGAUGGCAGCGGUAAAGGAGCAAAUGUGGAGCUUCAUCAUUGUAACCCGAUUAUGAGUUUCACGGAACUCUUGACAACUCCCUCCUAUGGUGUUUAUGGUGAAGAUAUGUUCUAGCUUGUUCAAGUUCGCUAGAUAGUGUAUUGAACAUGGAUGACCAUAGUAUAGUAUUUUGGACAGGGUUGACUAUAGUAUUUUGGAUUUCGGGGCUAACUAUAGUC
This is a messenger RNA of Lolium rigidum, 573 nucleotides long. RefSeq lists its product as uncharacterized. The transcript has 2 exons. NCBI's taxonomy places the organism in Eukaryota, Viridiplantae, Streptophyta, Magnoliopsida, Poales, Poaceae. Bases 107 to 469 code for a protein of 120 amino acids. The record is from RefSeq and is a predicted model, not a curated record.